Messenger RNA from Rotaria sordida, 192 nucleotides. NCBI's taxonomy places the organism in Eukaryota, Metazoa, Rotifera, Eurotatoria, Philodinida, Philodinidae. The record is from the annotation of a GenBank genome assembly.
AUGAUUGAAGCAAUAGCUUUACUCGCUAUUUGUAUUGGAGCUAUAGCUGUAGCAAUAAGUGGAUUAACUGCAACGACAAUUAUGUUUGCUCCAGCAGUGUCAUCUCCAAAAGAUAAAUAUCCAUUCAAUGAAGAAGAAUAUCAAGCACGUCUAAGAGCAAAUUAUGAGUCUAUAUAUAUGUACACUGAAUUU